UCCCUUCCCUGGAAGCUUUUAAACGGUGGCUGGAUGGCCAUCUGUCUGGGGUCCUUUGUCCUUUCCCUGCCUGGGUAGCAGAGGGGUUGGACUAGAUAGCCCUUGGCGUCUCUUCCAGCCCUGUCAUUCUAGGAUUCCUUUCUUCCUUCCUUUCUUUCUCUCCCCCUUCCCUGUCCGCACUCCUCCUUCCUUUCUGCACACGGUUGCCAUGGCAACUCUCAGGCAGGGAUGGGAGGGUUUGCAGGCCUCAUCAUCACCAUCUCUUCCUCCUCCUCCUCCUUCUUCUCCAGGCUGCUCAGUGUCUCCAGCGGAUGGAAGAAGAGGAGGACCAGGACCAGGGGUGGAGCGCCGGUUGCAUCAGGAUACGUUGCAAAGAACCAUUAAGGAUCUUCUUCCAAUUUCUAGACCCAAUGGACAAAAAUAAAACAGCAUUCUCUUUCGUGCAAAUAAGUAAUAAUAGAGACAGUCAACUAUUAUUUGGGAAUCUAUAGAGGAAGAGUUCUUCCCUUCAUGUAAACUUGGGGAACCUUUUGCUUCUUCCAUUCACCCAAAACCGGACUCAUUUGUGCCAAUAGUAACAAUAGAGACCGUUACUAUUUGGGAAUCUAUAGGAAAACUGUUCCUUUAAUUCACGUAAACUUGAGGAACUUUUUGCUUCUUCCAUUCACUCAAAACCAGACUUAUUUGUGCCAAUAGUAACAAUAGAGACCGUUACUAUUUGGGAAUCUAUAGGAAAACUGUUCCUUCAAUUCAGGUAAACUUGGGGAACUUUUUGAUUCUUUAGUUCGCUCAAAACCAGAUAAACAUUUUGAUGAAGGAAAAGCAAGGUGACUUCUUCUGGACGGUCAAAGAAGCCAUGUCACUCUAGAAAGAUGGAAUUGUGGAUGAGUGAUUGAAGCUCAAGGAUCUGGAAAAAAAAGCUAUCUCAGAAAGGAUGUGGAUACGAGAUCCAAAGUGAUCAGAGCUCCGUGGAAGGAAACGGUGAGAACAUGAGAGAGCAGCGAGCAAAAGGAGACCUCACCAUCCACUGUGAUAAAGAUCCAACUUCGGGGAUCGAAGUCUCGACGUACAAGCCAGAACUUGCCAGCGAAAACAGGUUCUUCAAGGGGAAGUGUCCGUUUUGGUGGAAGAAGAACAGGGCCACCAAGUCCGCCCAGGAAGAGGUGGCUUCCAAGAGCCGUCUGUGCGUGGAGGCUGCCCACGAGAGCCCCAUCCCGGCCGUCCGGAAGCCAAGCCAACGAGAAGGUCUUCUGGGACGGGACCCAAGUGAAGGGUCUCCAGGAGCAAAACCAGCCUCCUCUUUACUCCGGAAACUCUUGUGCUUGAAGGACACGUCUUCUCGGCCCAAGAAACCAACCCAAGGCUCGGGAGCGUCUCCGAUCUACGGAGGAAAUAUACGAUGCGGGCCCGUCGCUGCUCUUAGCAGAACCGCGGACCCGCAAGGAGAGUCUCCUUUGAGGUGGAAACCCAGAAGCGAAACUCAACAUCCGGUGGAAGUUAUCUCCAACAACAUGGAGACGACGGAGGCGACGGAUAAGGCAGAGGCUUCGUGGAUAACCAAGCCGUGGAGGACGUUCAGGACGGCGAUUACGUCCCGAGUCCAAAGAUCCAAUCUGCCAAGGAUUGAGAAGGCGACAGAGGAUGGAGAGCCUCACAUCCCUGUCAAACCAGAAGCCUCUUCUGAUAGCAAAGUGGACACAGAAUUGAGUGACACGGAACCAAAGUCGUCAAAAGUAUUUCCAGAUUUGGAGAACAAAGGGAGCCAACGGGUCUCCUGGCACGGUUUGGAGAUCCACAGAACGGCCAACGAGGAUGCGCCAGAACCCGUCGUCGAGGAGAGGAAGAGCUUCUCUUUGGAAGAGAGCCUGUGGGAGGAGAACCCGGUCCUGAAGAACAUCUCAGAGUGGGAGAACCUCCAGAAGCAGGUCUACAACCUCCUUGGGGGGAACGGAGACGAGGUGCAAGACACGGCCCCGGAAGACGAAGACUUGGAAGGAGGAGGAUGCGGUUACUGGGUGGACGAAGAGGACGAGGACUUGGGCGACCUGGCUGAGAACCCGGGCGGACAGGGCAUGCUGAUGGCGACGCGCGACUUGGGCUGGUUGAGCAGCGAGUUAUUGGGAAACUCAACAUCUUGGAAGAAGAACGAGAAGACAGAGACAGGAAAAGAAGAGAGCGACGGAAAGGCCAUCACGGUGGAUGCCAAUGAAGAAGGCAAACAUCACAAGACCAUACAUGGCCAAGAUACCGACAUGACCCAUAUCGACACUCUCCUUCUCAACAUCGUGACGUCCCACCAUGACACAUCUAGAACCCACGUCUCAGAAAACGAAGAGACUUUGUCCCUAAAGAAAUGGGAACCCUUAACUUUUCCGGAGUUGUCCCCAACGUCCUUUCCAACCAGGGCUUUAGAGAAGGGUCUUCUUCUUCUUCCGAAAGCCUGUGACUCCGAAGAAGGAGUUGCGAGGAAGUUGUUGGCGUCCGACGAGGAGACAACCGGAUUUGCAACAUGGCACAACGACGCAGGGAUUGGAGACGCGCAAGACAAGCAACUGAUCUACCAGGCGGCUGCAGAGAUCGUGGGCGCCGCGAUCGACGCAGCCGCCGGACAACUGGCACAGAAGGAAGAGGAAGGGCGAGCUGAGUCGGAGCUCAACAAAACCAUCCCUUGAAACCUCGAUCUUCAGAGACGUGAUCCAAGGGAGAAGAGGGAUCUUUUUCACAGACUGCGACCCAGAUUUCCCUGUUUCUCCAUAUUUGCCUCCCAAGUGUCGUGCACCAAGAUCCCUUUUUAAAGGCUUACUCCAAUGUGGAGCAGGCCAUGAGCAAAAGGAUUUCUUGGGCUCUCUCUGUUGCAAACGGAAAGGUGUUCAUUUAGGGCAGGGGUCCCCGAACUAAGGCCCAUUGAAGCCAUUUAUCCGGCCCCCAUGGCACAAGGGCAGAAGGGGGUUGGGCUAAAUGACCAAAGGGGCCUCUUCUUCUCUUACAACCAUUAUUAUUAUUAUUAUUAUUAUUAUUAUUAUUAUUAUUAUUAUUAUUAUUAUUAUUAUUAUUAUUAAUAUUGAGGCUGGGUAGACAUCUGUCAGGGGCAAUACUAAUGGCUUUUGGUGCACAAAGGCAGAAGGGGAUUGGACUAAAUGGCCCAAGGGGUCUCUUCCAACCCUCUUUAUUAUUAUUAUUAUUAUUAUUAUUAUUAUUAUUAUUAUUAUUAUUAACAUUGAGGCUGGGAGGCCAUCUGUCAGGGGUGCUUUGCUUGUGCUUUCGGUGCACAAAGGCAGAAAGGGAUUGGAUUCAAUGGCCCAAAGGGCCUCUUCCAACCCUCUUUUUAAUUAUUGUUGUUGUUGUUUGUUGUUGUUGUUGUUAUUUAUUAUUAUUAUUAUUAUUAUUAUUAUUAUUAUUAUUAUUGCUUGGUGGCCAACUAUAGUCCAGCCCUCCAACAGUCCAAAGGAUCAUCAACUGGCUCCCUGUUUAAAAAGUUUGGGGACCCCUGAUUUAGGGGAAUGAUGAGCUUUUCUUGGGGGGUGGAGAAGGGAGUCCGUCAUAUUUGUGCACCAUUCCGACACGGCUGGUUUUCCUCCCUUUUUACAGCAUUAAUGGAACUCAGUGGAUGCUGUGCUUAAUAGCACCAUGUAACACUAUCAUUAGUAUUCCUGGGCUAUAAAUAUCAUUUCCUAAUUGGUUCUGUCAUAGAAACAUAGGAAAAGUUUAUUAAACUGCCAAAACUUUUGUCUUAUGUGGCACAUCCCACUAUAGCAUAUUUUGUGAUCAGGAAAAUAAGAUUUUGUCAGCAAACAGAUGGUCAGCUGCCUGUCCUCCCAUCCUUUUUGCCUUGUUUUUAUUUAUGUUGCACUUUGAAAUGGUCAUAUGACUGGUCGAACAAAUAAAUUAUUAUUAUUAUUGUAUGACACAGCAAACAAGAUAGAUAUGCUGGAUUUCAUAUCACAAAAUCACAAGUCAAACACUUCCCAAGUGUCUAGGACUGUGUGAUGUUAUUAUUUAUUUAUUUAUUUAUUUAUUUAUUUUAUUUACAGUAUUUAUAUUCCGCCCUUCUCACCCCGAAGGGGACUCAGGGCGGAUUACAAUGAACACAUAUAUGGCAAACAUUCAAUGCCAAUAGACAAACAACAUUCAGUUUUUAGACAGACACAGAGGCAUUUUUUAACAUCUUUCCAGCUUCACGAUUUCCGGCCACAGGGGGAGCUGUUGCUUCACCGUCCAUUGGUGCCUGUUCUUCCUCUUCUUUUCCUCGUGAGCAGUUUUAUGGUGUUGUAGAUUAGUUAAAUUAGCCUCCCGCAUAAAGCGUCCCUAAAUUUUCCCUACUUGACAGAUGCAACUGUCUUUCGGGGCUGCUAGGUCAACAGCAAGCCGGUGCUAUAUAUAUAUAUAUAUAUAUAUUUAUGGUCGGAGGCUUAACCCGACCCGGGCUUCGAACUCAUGACCUCUCGGUCAGUAGUGAUUUAUAGCAGCUGGUUACUAGCCAGCUGCGCCACAGCCCGGCCCCAUUAUUAUUAUUAUUAUUAUUAUUAUUAUUAUUACAGUAGAGUCUCACUUAUCCAACGUAAACGGGCUGGCAGAACGUUGGAUAAGCGAAUAUGUUGGAUAAUAAGGAGAGAUUAAGGAAAACCCUAUUAAACAUCAAAUUAGGUUAUGAUUUUACAAAUUAAGCACCAAAACAUCAUGCUAUGCAACAAAUUUGACAGAAAAAGUAGUUCAAUACACGGUAAUAUUAUGUUGUAAUUACUGUAUUUACGAAUUUAGCACCAAAGUAUCACGAUGUAUUGAAAACAUUGACUACAAAAAUGCCUUGGAUAAUCCAGAACAUUGGAUAAGCGAAUGUUGGAUAAGUGAGACUCUACUGUAUUAUAUUUUGUGAUCGUUUUCAAUGAAGAUCAAUGAAGUUUUUCAUCAAGUCUCAACUAUGCCUGCCAUAGAUGUGGGCGAAACGUCAGGAGAGAAUACUUCUGGAACAUGGCCAUACAGCCUGGAAAACAUACAACAACCCUGUAACUCAACAUAGUUUUUGCCACAAAAUUGCAGUUUCUGGAGUAGAAUUACUACUUUCAAAGCAAGGACUGCACUAGGUAAAGGUAUUCCCCUGACGUUAAGUCCAGUCGUGACCCACUCUGGGGGUUGGUGCUCAUCUCCAUUUCUAAGCCAAAGAGCCGGCGUUGUCCAUAGACACCUCCAAGGUCAUGUGGCCGGCAUGACUGCAUAGAGCACUGUUACCUUCCCGCCGGAGCGGUACCUAUUUAUCUACUCACAUUUGCAUGUUUUCGAACUGCUAGGUUGGCAGAAGCUGGGGCUAACAGUGGGUGCUCAUUCCGCUCCCGGGAUUUGAACCUGGCACCUUUUGGUCCGCAAGUUCAGCAGCACUAUUAAACAGGAAAUAACACUUUCAAACCAGGAACAGAAUUUUUUUUCAUAUUUUGUUCUAUAGUGCAGUGGCUAAAAGUCAGGUUUAAGGAGUAAGGACACCAAUGGCUUGUAGAAGUGAACAAAACAUACUUUUUUGAGACUCAGUUCCAAGAUAUGAAUAUUAGGAAGGUUCUGCUUUAGGUAAAUUAGAGGGAAGAAGGAAAUGAUCCCAAUAAUAAUAAUAAUAAUAAUAAUAAAAUAAUAAUAAUAAUAAUGAUAAUGAUGAUAUUUACAGUGUACCUGUGGUUUCAUUUAUCCCAGUGGUUCCCAACCUGUGGUCCCCAAGAACUAAAAUAUGUUCAGCGGCCACACCAUUACUACACCUUUGCAACGAGAGCUACUGGUCUCAUGAAACCCUCUCGUAGUGCCAAGGAGAUGGGUGUCGGGAGGGGAGCGGCUGGCAAAAACAAAAUUUUGGCAGUUUAACAAACUUUUUCCAUAUUUUUUUUAUGAUAAAACCAAUUAGGAAAUGACAUUUAUAACUCAGGAAUGAAAAUAGUGUUACAUAGUGUAACCAGCAAAUGCACAUCCAUGAGCGGUAUCAGGUAUGAUAAAAACAAACAUAUAAUUUUGCAUAUCUGUGUGUACAUAUACAUAGGUAAAGGAUAAAGGUUUUCCCCUGACGUUAAGUCCAGUCGUGUCCGACUCUGGAGGUUGGUGCUCAUCUCCUUUUCUAAGCCGAAGAGCCAGCGUUGUUUGUAGACGUCUCCAAGGUCAUGUGGCUGGCAUGACUGCAUGGAGCGCUGUUACCUUCCUGCCAGAGCGGUACCUAUUGAUCUACUCACAUUUGCAUGUUUUCAAACUGCUAGGUUGGCAGAAGCUGGAGCUAACAGCAGGAGCUCACUCCGCUCCCGGGAUUUGAACCUGGCACCUUUUGGUCCACAAGUUCAGCAGUUCAGCGCUUUAACGCACUGUGCCAGCAGGGGCCCCCAUAUAUUAAUACAAUCAUGCAAAAAUGACAGAGGAUGGGUUUGGCUGUAGACAUGCUGAUUUCCUUCCGAUGCGAGAGGUCCCGUUCAUCAAAGGCGCAGGUGGUGAAAUUGAUUCUUCCCCAAGGGCAGGGAGAGGUGAUUGCCCUGCCUGGGUAAGCUAUUGUGCUACAAUGUCCAGAUGAAGUCCAAGAGAUGGGUGAGGUUCCACUGUGGGCGCCUCUACUGUACAUACAUAUACACACAAACAUAUAUACAUAUAUAGUGUGUGUAUAGGGCAAGCUUAAUUGCCUUAAUGGAUCCAAAUCAAGCAAAGCAAAGCAAUCACAGUACAGUAGAGUCCCACUUAUCCAACAUAAACGGGCCGGCGGAUUGUUGGAUAAGCGAAUAUGUUGGAUAAUAAGGAGGCAUUAAGGAAAAGCCUAUUAAACAUCAAAUUACGUUAUGAUUUUACAAAUGAAGCACCAAAACAUGUUAUACAACAAAUUUGGCAGAAAAAGUAGUUCAAUACACAGUAAUGCUAUGUAAUUACUGUAUUUAUGAAUUUAGCACCAAAAUAUCACGAUAUAUUGAAAACAUUGACUACAAAAAUGUGUUGGAUAAUCCAGAACGUUGGAUAAGUGAGACUCUACUGUAUUUGAAAUAAAAUGUCUUCCUAUUCAAUGGCUGGCGAUUGAUCCCACCCUUGUGGCAGAAGCCGGCAUUGUAUAUUGAUUUCUUUGUAUUGUGUGAUUUUUGCUUUUAUCCAACGUGAUAAAAAAUUAUUUCAUGUGUACAUCCACAUUCACUCCCUUUCGGGCGAUAUACAUAUUGUAUUGCAAACAUAAUUACUUUUAGUAUUAUUAAGUUGGGACUCUCUAGAUCUUCAAAGAACUUGGUAUGUUUUUUAUUGUAUUUACUGGGGUUGAAAAUGAGCCGCUCUUUAGCACUGUGACCGAAUGAUUCUGUUCCUUCUCAAUCAGGCCUGGGCAAACUUGAGCCCUCCUUCCAGGUGUUUUGGACUUCAACUCCCAGAAUUCCUUGCAGCCUCAGGUACCUUCCUUUUCUCCAAAUAGGAACAAUCGUUGGCAAUAAAAAUGCUGCUCCAGAGACUAGGACACAAUGGAGCAAUGGAUUCAAGCAGCAGGAAAAGAGAUUCCACCAGAAUAUUGGGGGAAAGUUUCUUUUAGAAAGUUGAAGUCUGGCAGAAUCUCUUCUAUAGGUUUCUAAGCCAUGGCUUGAUGGUCAUCUGUUGGGAAGGCUUUGAUGGUGUCUUUCUGCAUGGCCGAAUGGGCUUCAGCUGGUUUCUUCCAAUUCUUGUGGAAUAUACAAUGCCAGAUAGACUGAUAGAGUCCCCUUCUUUGAGGGUUUGAAGGUUUUCAAGCUGAGGCCGGAUGGCCAUCUGUCGGGAGGGAUCGGAUGGUGCCUUUGUUCAGAAAGUGGACUAGAUGGCCUCUGAGGGUCCCUUCUAAUGCUCGGAUUGUAUGACUAGUGGGAAAAAAAAUAUUAUCCCCGGAUGCAUUUCGGAAGAUGCUUUCAAUCAACCUCUGGAAAAGUUUUUACCAACUUGUUCUCAAGGCUUACAAGGUUUGGCUGUUUACUUUCAACCAAUCUCCAGAAAAGUUUUUACCAACUUAUUCUCAAGGCUUACAAAGUUUGGCUGUUUACUUUCAACCCAUCUCUGGAAAAGUUUUUACCAACUUGUUCUCAAGGCUUACAAGGUUUGGCUGUUUACUUUCAACCAAUCUCUGGAAAAGUUUUUACCAACUUGUUCUCAAGGCUUACAAGGUUUGGCUGUUUACUUUCAACCCAUCUCUGGAAAAGUUUUUACCAACUUGUUCUCAAGGCUUACAAAGUUUGGCUGUUUACUUUCAACCAAUCUCCAGAAAAGUUUUUACCAACUUGUUCUCAAGGCUUACAAGGUUUGGCUGUUUACUUUCAACCAAUCUCCAGAAAAGUUUUUACCAACUUGUUCUCAAGGCUUACAAAGUUUGGCUGUUUACUUUCAACCCAUCUCUGGAAAAGUUUUUACCAACUUAUUCUCAAGGCUUACAAAGUUUGGCUGUUUACUUUCAACCAAUCUCUGGAAAAGUUUUUACCAACUUGUUCUCAAGGCUUACAAGGUUUGGCUGUUUACUUUCAACCCAUCUCUGGAAAAGUUUUUACCAACUUGUUCUCAAGGCUUACAAGGUUUGGCUGUUUACUUUCAACCCAUCUCUGGAAAAGUUUUUACCAACUUGUUCUCAAGGCUUACAAAGUUUGGCUGUUUACUUUCAACCAAUCUCCGGAAAAGUUUUUACCAACUUGUUCUCAAGGCUUACAAGGUUUGGCUGUUUACUUUCAACCAAUCUCCAGAAAAGUUUUUACCAACUUGUUCUCAAGGCUUACAAAGUUUGGCUGUUUACUUUCAACCCAUCUCUGGAAAAGUUUUUACCAACUUAUUCUCAAGGCUUACAAAGUUUGGCUGUUUACUUUCAACCAAUCUCUGGAAAAGUUUUUACCAACUUAUUCUCAAGGCUUACAAAGUUUGGCUGUUUACUUUCAACCAAUCUCUGGAAAAGUUUUUACCAACUUGUUGUCAAAGCUUACAAAGUUUGGCUGUUUACUUUCAACCAAUCUCUGGAAAAGUUUUUACCAACUUGUUCUCAAGGCUUACAAGGUUUGGCUGUUUACUUUCAACCAAUCUCUGGAAAAGUUUUUACCAACUUGUUGUCAAAGCUUACAAAGUUUGGCUGUUUACUUUCAUAUGGAUAUAUUUGUUUGCUUGGAAUAAAAAGUCUGUUCAAAUGGG
This is a messenger RNA of Anolis carolinensis (green anole), 9114 nucleotides long. RefSeq lists its product as uncharacterized. Bases 990 to 2672 code for a protein of 560 amino acids. The transcript has 2 exons. Lineage: Eukaryota; Metazoa; Chordata; Lepidosauria; Squamata; Anolidae. The record is from RefSeq and is a predicted model, not a curated record.